Molecule: messenger RNA, 1875 nt
Organism: Oppiella nova
Lineage: Eukaryota; Metazoa; Arthropoda; Arachnida; Sarcoptiformes; Oppiidae
Source: the annotation of a GenBank genome assembly
GGCCUAUACGUGGAAUACCUGAGCGACGACACGAAUAUCAUGUUAAGUAGGACUCGAAGAAUCAAAACCUGUUAUAUAGUUCAGGACGAAAGGGAACGCAUACUGACGGGUCUGACGGCUAAGCAGGCGAUGCUCUACGCGUCCAAACUGAAGAACCAGUCGUCCGAUGGCCAGCCCGUUGAUCAUCACUGGAAUGUAGAGUCCUUGAUGUUUGAGUUAUUAAUACUGAAUACUAUAGACACGAAUGUGGAGGACUUGAGUGGCGGCGAACAGAAACGACUGGUCAUCGCCAUGGAACUGACCUCCGAAGUGAAGCCUAAUCUCAUUUGCAUCGAUGAGCCCACCAGUGGUCUCGACAGUAAUGCCGCUGAAGUGGUGAUCGAGUGCUUGAAAAGAUUGUCUCAAAAGCACAACACAUGUGUCAUAACAUCCAUACAUCAGCCAAACAACGACUUACUGAUGAUGUACGACAAGCUGUACGUAUUGGCCAAAGGGGGACAGGCGGUCUACGCGGACAGACCCCAAAACCUAUGUCCGUACUUAGCCCAGUGCGGUGUGGACUGUCCCAAAGGGCAACUACCCAUCGAAGUACUGCUCAAACACUGCUGUAAUCCACCCAACGAUCCGAUGAUCCAACAAAUGGUUGCCACGACUCGGGUGUCGGAAAACCGAGUGAUUAGCGAUCGAUGCGCUGACGAGACGAUUGUCAGUCCCGAUGGCGUCCAGAGACUGACCAAACGUUUCCUUUUAAAGGACUUAUGGCUACUAUUGUCGCGAAAUAUAACUUAUACUUACCGCUAUUAUUGGCGAUUCUUAUUACUACAGUUCCUGGUAUUCACGGGCACGGCCGUGUUUUUGCGGUUUAUAUUUAAUUCAGAUAUAGGAGUUCCCUCGGCGUGCAUCAACUUUGAGGACGAUUUUAACAACACGUGCGCUAAAAGCGAGAAAAGUAUCCAGGAUGAGGAGCUGGUGAACAAUAAUAUAAAGUAUAACUUCUUCCUCGUAAUGGUCAUAUUGUUUUUCAAACUCGUCUUAACAACGCUUACGUUUUCGGCUGAUUUGAAGACUUUCUUCAAUGAGCAACGAAAUGUGUGGUACAGCACCGGCGUCUACUACUGGUCCAAAGCCAUUGUUGAGUUGAUCCCUACGGUAAUGGAGUGCCUGCGAAACCUAUGCAAAGCCCAUUCGAUGGCAAUCAUAACGAGUAUACAUCAGCCAAACAGCGAAAUAGUCAUGUCGUUUGACACGGUGUACGUGUUGGCGAGGGGUGGCCACUGUGUGUACAGCGGACUACCGGCCCGUAUAGCCAGCUAUUUGGACGACUCAGACAUUGUGUGCGACGAAAACCAGGUGCCGAUCGAGCAGUUACUUAAACUGGCGACCAUUGACUGCACUCAACACGAGUACACCCGAGUGCUCAUAUCCAAGACCAGGGAUGUGCUGAAGCUGUCGGUGCUGAGCGGGUGCGACGGCGGCGCCGACUAUAAACUGCGGCCAAACGGCAUAAAAUUCAGGCCUAAAUCCUACAAACCCGUAGACAUGUGGCACAUAAUGAUGAGGUGUAUGGCCUGCAUAUAUGCCUCGCAGUGGAAAGUAAUUGGCGUCCAAUUGGCGUAUUACGUGUGGUUUGCGGUGACCACGUGUUACAUGUUUAACGAGCACAUCGGUAGGCCGGACGCCUGUUUCAAUCCGGACGGACUCGGGAACAGUACCUGUCUUAAGGAAUUGGAGAACGAUUCCCUACUUUACCAGAACCAGAAUUUUAUAUUCUUCACCUCGGUCAUGGCACUGUUUAUACAUCUGUGCGCCACCACCCUGGUGUACCUCAAUGAUGUCAAGCUAUUGAUUAGUGAACACCAAAAUGUUCCUUAUUGA